AACAACUCUGCAAAAGUACAGACGCUUAACCUUUACACAACACGGAAUAAAUUUUAACACUAAAAUACUAAUUGCUGUUACUAUAUCGGAAUAAACAAAAAAUGCGCGCUGAAUUUGGACCCAACACUUGUCGGGUGUGCUUGGAGCCCAGCAAGCGCUUACAUAGCAUCUUCGAAACUCGCGAGGAAGGCGAGGAGACGCCAAAUGAAAUGCUCGUUCAGCUGCUUGGCAUUUCGUUCAGUAAGCUGACUGGUAAGGAACAGAUUCCUGAUGGCAUCUGUAAGCCGUGCAAGGUUGAGCUCAAUAUGGCGUUUCAGUUUCGCGAGAAAGCGCUGCGCAAGCAAGCGGAAAUUGAAGACUUUUGCCGUGAGCUGGGUAUAUUGGAUGAAGCGGAAGAUUAUCUGGUCAAGGAAGAGAUAGGGGAAGGGGACCAGCAGUCGCAUGUUGAGGAUGAGGAAAUGCAAGAAUAUGUGCUAAAUGAAGCCCAGUCAGCCGAUGAAACUGGACUUGAAGCAGAUGAGGCUGAGCAACAGGAUGAGUUUUUAGAAGUUGACGGCGCGCAUGAGCAGCAGGACGUGGUGACUGAUGACAUUGAGUACUUGGAGGACAAUUAUACAAUUGAAAUGAAUCCAGAGCACGGCGAGGUAGUGCUAGAAGGCGAAUAUGAGGACGACGAAACAGCAGAUGACAUUAAAGUGUCUCGUGGACGUGCACGUGUGAGCAGAACUAUUGUGAAAGACAAUUCACAGUCUUUCAGCUUGCAAGACAUUGCUGAUGCCAAGCCUAGGCGUAAUGGACGAGCACGCCCAGGACUUAACACACUGCGCACAUCCGAAGGCACUGAAAAGGGCGGCUACGUCUGUGAUGUGUGUGGAAAUUUCUAUGAGAAGCGUGGGCGUAUGAUGGAGCAUCGUAGACGUCAUGAUGCCAUAUGCCAGUAUCAGUGCGAACUAUGUGAUGCCAAGUUCCAGGUGCGCGAGCAACUAAGAAAACACAUGUAUUCACAUACUGGAAGCAAACCAUUCAAGUGCAGUUUUUGUAGUCGUCAAUUCUUCUAUGAAAGUGUACUUAAGUCGCACGAAAACGUACAUCGUGGUAUUAAGCCAUAUGUGUGCAAGGUUUGCGAUAAAGCAUUUGCCUACGCACAUUCGCUUACAAAACACGAGUUGAUUCAUACGGACACUAAGCUGUAUCGCUGCGAAUAUUGUCAGAAGGACUUCCGCUUGUUACAUCACAUGCGCCAACAUGAAGAAACCAAGUGCCAUCAAAACGCUGUAAUGCUGGCUGAAUCAAUGAAGUACGACCGAGAUGAUCAGGACGUUGAGUUUACCGUUGAGGACAUGAAGGAUGUAAAACUAGGCCUAAGUCGACAGCAUAUGCUUACUUAGAUUGUCGCUUAAGCAAAGUUUUACAAAGUAUCACAUUACAGAUUUGUGUAAUAAAACAUUUCGGUAUUUUUAGAUAGU
This is a messenger RNA of Drosophila busckii, 1466 nucleotides long. RefSeq names its product zinc finger and SCAN domain-containing protein 12. Gene Ontology annotation, molecular function: zinc ion binding. Gene Ontology annotation, cellular component: nucleus. NCBI's taxonomy places the organism in Eukaryota, Metazoa, Arthropoda, Insecta, Diptera, Drosophilidae. The record is from RefSeq and is a predicted model, not a curated record. The transcript is spliced from 4 exons. Bases 102 to 1388 code for a protein of 428 amino acids.